AUGUCGCACAGCAAUACAACUGAGGACGUGCGGUCAGGCCUGUCUGCUCUUGAUAUCCAGAGGCUGAAUUAUCCGAAAUGGGCGCAUCAAAUCGUUGGCGGUGUUUUAGUGUUAAUUGGAUGUUUCGGUUUUGUAGAAAACGUGUUGGUAAUUUAUACAUUUACCAAAAACAAACACUUGCUGUCCCCGACAAACAUUUUUAUCCUUGGCGUGGCUAUUGGUGAUCUGUGCAUGUGCUGUUUGGGACACCCUUUAGAAUCGGCAUCGGCUAUCAACGGAGCCUGGUUCGCCGGGGACGCGGCGUGUGUUCUUGUGGGAUUCGUAGUCUACCUGUUUGGACUGUCUCAGCUUUAUCUCCUAUCAGCGGUCAGUAUAGACAGGUACAUCGUCAUAACCAAGCCUCUACUAACGCCAAAAAUCACGACCAAAGUCGCCUGUGCGAGCGUUGCCGGGUGUUUUGGGAUUGCCCUGAUUUGGGCCGUAUGUCCCUUAAUAGGCUGGAGCAGCUAUGGACUAGAGGCAUCUGGUGUAUUUUGUGGGCUUCACUGGAACGACGUCAGCGUAUCUAAUACGUCUUACGUCAUCACGAUCACGAUCUUCUGCUUCUUUUUCCCUCUCGGCAUUAUGAUCUUCUGCUACUAUCACGUUUUCAUGACGGGUUCCAACCCCGGUCUGAGCACUAGCCACGUAAGCGUCGGAUUCCGGUUUCGACUCCGAAAGUCUCGCUUCGUAAGAAAAUGGUCCAUGGUUCUGGAUUCAAACCGGGACCCUUCUGGCAAAGAUCUGAACGUUUGGACCAUAAGCUACGGGUUUUCACCUCGGGACUCAAACCAAGAACCGUCGCUAACAUACCAAACCGAGCACCAGCAUGAGAGCUCGCCUCGCAAGCGAUUGGUGAUCGAGUUCAAGUGCCGGUCUGAGUACUACCCCUGUCAAGAGCCUCAACAGCAGUUCGGUAUGGGAUAUGAACAGCAGAAUGGCUCGCAAAAACCUAAAACUCGAGCGAAGAAUUUUGAAAAGCUGCGUCAUCAUGUGUGGUAUGGAAUUUACUGGAUCGUGUGGACGCCAUACGCAGUCGUCUCUUUCGUCCAGGUGUUUGGCGACCCGGACAGCGUGCCGCUAUGGAUGGCGGAGCUUCCGGCAGCGGUGGCCAAGUCCCAGGUGGUCUGGAACCCCAUCAUCUACGUCGGCACCAAUAAGAAAUUCAUGGUUGCAUUUUACCAGGUGUUAGUUUGUUCGUUGGUGUCACACGGCAGAACUUAA
This is a messenger RNA of Dreissena polymorpha, 1263 nucleotides long. RefSeq names its product visual pigment-like receptor peropsin. Gene Ontology annotation, cellular component: membrane. NCBI's taxonomy places the organism in Eukaryota, Metazoa, Mollusca, Bivalvia, Myida, Dreissenidae. The record is from RefSeq and is a predicted model, not a curated record. Gene Ontology annotation, molecular function: G protein-coupled receptor activity. The transcript is spliced from 5 exons. Gene Ontology annotation, biological process: G protein-coupled receptor signaling pathway. Bases 1 to 1263 code for a protein of 420 amino acids.